Messenger RNA from Drosophila kikkawai, 581 nucleotides. Its product is annotated as lysozyme B-like. The record is from RefSeq and is a predicted model, not a curated record. Lineage: Eukaryota; Metazoa; Arthropoda; Insecta; Diptera; Drosophilidae. Gene Ontology annotation, molecular function: lysozyme activity.
AUGAAGCUGAGACCUACUUGGCCCACUCUGUGUUACCUCAAAGGACCGGCUUUUGGCCACUUUGCUGGAAGUCCAAACCCUUCAGGCCUUCAACAUCAGUUUUUAAAAAUUGUCAACAUGAAGGCCUUCAUCGUUCUGGUUGCCCUGGCUCUGGCCGCUCCUGCUCUUGGUCGCACCAUGGACCGUUGCUCCCUGGCCCGCGAGAUGUCCAACCUGGGCGUUCCUCGUGACCAGCUGGCCCGCUGGACCUGCAUUGCUGAGCACGAGAGCUCCUACCGCACCCACGUGGUUGGACCCACCAACUACAACGGCUCGAACGACUACGGCAUCUUCCAGAUCAACGACUACUACUGGUGCGCUCCCCCCUCUGGCCGCUUCUCCUACAACGAGUGUGGCCUGAGCUGCAAUGCCCUGUUGACCGACGACAUCACCAACUCCGUGCGUUGCGCCCAGAAGGUGCUCAGCCAGCAGGGAUGGUCUGCCUGGUCCACCUGGAAAUACUGCAGUGGCUCCCUGCCCUCCAUCGACAGCUGCUUCUAAGCUGAUCUUGACCGCGAAUAAAAAAUGAUUGCAUAAACAGA